Messenger RNA from Orbicella faveolata, 3420 nucleotides. RefSeq names its product dual serine/threonine and tyrosine protein kinase-like. The record is from RefSeq and is a predicted model, not a curated record. Gene Ontology annotation, biological process: cellular response to fibroblast growth factor stimulus; protein phosphorylation; positive regulation of fibroblast growth factor receptor signaling pathway. Gene Ontology annotation, molecular function: protein kinase activity; ATP binding. Gene Ontology annotation, cellular component: cytoplasm. NCBI's taxonomy places the organism in Eukaryota, Metazoa, Cnidaria, Anthozoa, Scleractinia, Merulinidae.
AAGUUGCUUAACAGAACGCUGAUGAGCAAGAAGUCAAAGUGGAACUUGUGCUAUUAGAGGCUUCGUUGGGACGUGAAAAGAUGUAGUUUACCCUCUUUUCUUUACAGGCCUUCUUCUUCUACCAUGGCUGCGAACCUUCCUUACGAGAUAAGCAAGUUUCAAGAGCAUUCGAGGUUGUUGAAGCAGAUAAAGCGAGAUACGAACCGAUACUUUCAAGAAAUUCAAGAUUCCGGACAGUUCAGCCAAGACGUGUUGUCUGCGUACCUUCCCGAAAACGAGUAUCAGUCCUUAGCGAGGGUUUGUGAGAAACCGCCAACGAUCAUUGUAAUCGGACAAACGUGCUUCGCCAAAGUCUGCGUGAUAAACGAGCUUCUGGGAGAACCUGUCCUUCCCGUAGUCGGAGAGCUUGAUAGCCGCACAUCAUGGCGGAUGAUUCGAAUAAAGUACGGGAAUAUUUCCAACGUAAGUCUCGUUUUGCCCGAUAGUUUUGAACUAGCGGCCAACCUGGACGCGUAUGAAGGCUCGUGGGAAUGUGUUCCUAGAGCAGAUCUUGAACUUACGGACCUACAAAGAGACGAUCCAGCAUUGGCGACUGCAGUGGCCGAGGUCUCAUUAAGCCAUCCAUUGUUGAAAGCGGGGGCCGAGUUGGUUUGUUCGCCAAGCAAUCAUGAAGGCGACGUACAGAAUAUAUUUCGUGCCUGUUGUGAGGAUGUACUGCCAAUUGUUCUUUACGCCAUAGAGUUUGAUAUUUUGACUGAAAAGGACAAGCAAGAACUUCUACAAGUGAAGGCCUUAGCACCGGACAUGGCUGUGUUCUUUGUGAAAUGUAGCAGAAAUCCUCCUGUGGAGCUUACAGAUUCCAUGACUGAAUCAGGUCGUAAUGAUGCCAUCCAGGCCAUGGACCAGGGAAUCGUUAAUGGGGAGCCAAAGGUGAAAGUUCAAACAAAGACAAAUGUUUCUAAAACAAGACUGUUCGAGCAACUCUGUGAGUUAAAAUACCUGUCCUUGGAGGAAGACAGUUGUGAAACACUAGAUGACAACAGCCAACGAACAAACAAUUCCAUCUUGAUGGCCACACGACCAAAGUCAAAUCUGAUAGAGGACUUUGCCCUUUUUCCUUGUUUUCUGCUCUUUGUGCGACAAGUGCUUCAGUACAAUGUGGUUUCAGCUGCAACCGUGCUGAAUGAAGCUCAUGUGAGAGUGCUGGGCAUGUUCAUUACAACAGCAUUUGACAUGGCACGGGACAUGGUAAUUACCCCACGGAGACUUGACUAUGCCAGAGAAAAAGAAGAGGAUCUGUAUAAAGCCCUGAUGGAAAGUGCAAGUCGUAAGCAGGAGGAAAUCAAAGACCUUAUACACUCAACAAUAUCCACCCUGUCACCAGAAAUUUUGAAAGAAGUGGAAGAUCUGAAUUUUGAAGGAAUAAAAGUGUCAUCUGAUGGUGAGCUGGCAAACCCCAAAGAUCUGCAAUACUGCACCACAGUAAUUCAGGAACUUGUUCUUGCAAGAAUUAACAAUUCUGUCGCACAAGGUUUGAUCAGUUCAGUGAAGUAUCUCCAAGACAAUUUUAUUGGAACUCUGAAACGGUGCAUUGAAAGUUUAGAAAAGAUGGACAGAGAAGGAGUGUAUGAAAAUGGGGAGUCGGCGACGUCGUCACUGAGACACGUGCUGGACUCAGCGUACCAAAUUGAGGUUACGGUGAGAGCAAGUUCAUCCCUGGCUCGACUUUUGUGGGAGAAGAUGAAGCAAGCCCUUCAAACUCUUCCUGGUCAAGCCCCACCCAAGGUAGACGGUGCCUGGAAAAGGAAAGUAGCCCAAGAUAUGCUGACUAGUCUCAGUGAAACACGGCUGGCAAGGCACAUCUGCUCACAGUUCAGAACCAGACUCCAAAAAUCCCACGAGGCAUUUGCCACAUCAUUACGAAUCCUUGAAGCACAUCACUGUGGGAGACUUGAAAGGACCGAGGAGAAACGUAUGAGAGUGCGCAAAUGCCAUGCUCCCAAGAUUGCGCGACUUGCUCUGGAGAGCACCUCACUGAGAGAUGUGGUGGUGUAUGGAAUGCCGCAGAUGGGUCGGGAAGUCGGGAGGGGACAGUACGGAGUUGUGUAUUCAUGUGAACGUUAUGCAGGGCAUCAGCCGUGUGCUAUCAAGUCUGUGGUCCCCCCUGAUGAUAAACACUGGAAUGAUUUGGCUUUGGAAUUUUUCUACACAAGAUCCAUACCAAAGCACAACCGCAUCGUGUCCAUCAUAGGCUCAGUGAUUGACUAUAGUUACGGCGGAGGGAGUUCCCCAGCAGUCCUGUUGGUCAUGGACAGACUGCAGCGCGACCUGUACCAAGGAAUCAAGACUGGACUCAACAACAGAGGCAGGCUGUUAGUCGCUCUUGAUGUGGUGGAGGGUAUCCGGUUUCUGCACAGCCAGGGUCUGGUGCACCGCGACAUCAAGCUGAAGAACGUGCUGCUGGAUGCCAAGAACCGAGGUAAAAUAACCGACUUGGGAUUCUGCAAGCCAGAGGCCAUGAUGUCAGGUUCCAUCGUGGGCACACCCAUCCACAUGGCCCCAGAACUGUUUUCCGGUCGCUAUGACAACAGCGUGGAUGUGUACGCUUUCGGAAUCCUCUUCUGGUACAUCUGCGCGGGAACGGUUCGGCUUCCCUUGGCAUUCGAACAAUGUGCAAGUAAAGACCACCUGUGGUCGGCUGUUCGGCGGGGCGUCCGACCCGAGCGCUUGGCGAACUUUGACGACGAAUGUUGGACGCUGAUGGAGGCUUGUUGGUGCGGGGACCCGAGCGGCCGACCGCUUCUCGGAGCCAUUCAACCGAGGCUGAUUGAGAUCAUUAAACGAGUGGAGAACCGGCGCGGAGCUCCGGUCAAGCAGCGACGGGAAACUAGACCAUUCAAAGAACUAGAAAUGUUGCUUUAGCGAAUAAGACUAUCGAGGAGAUUGAGACUAAAUUGAGAGUGAGACAGACUAAAUCAGACAAGGUACCUUUCAUCCAUUGUAGAGCGGCCCUGCCUGUUACGGACCAGCGAAGAAACUCGUGUAGUCGCGCUUAGUUAAGGGAACUCGUAAAUUAUCAAAGGCAAAUUGACCAUAAAGCUUGUCCAUUAUGUAGUCAUUACGCCUGGACCUUUCGAAUAUGUAAAUAUUUCAAAUACCCGGCGUUUUAUUAGAAAGAAACAAUAGCAUAAAAAUAAUAUUUUCAAGGGGUGAAUGACAACCGCGUGUAUUGCAUUUUCUUAUUUGUAUCUUCGUUUAAAACAAGAAAACAAAACCGAACACAAAAAAAUCAUAAAUAAAUUGAAAAUAUACAUUUGAUGAUGGCUUAUAAAUUCAUAACCAUUUCUUCCAAGAUGUAAGUAGGGAAACAAUAAAAAAUGCAUUGUAUAUAGUUUGUGGUUAUUAAAUUAUUUUUCGCUA